Messenger RNA from Macrosiphum euphorbiae (potato aphid), 669 nucleotides. Lineage: Eukaryota; Metazoa; Arthropoda; Insecta; Hemiptera; Aphididae. The record is from the annotation of a GenBank genome assembly.
AUGGAACCAUUAAGAAUAACAGCUACUGAUGAUUGCGGGAUUUAUUCCAAGUAUCGUGAUAUAAUACAUAGGUCUAGUAUGUUGUCAAUCCCAUUAAUAAGAUGUGAUGAUAUUCCUGUUAUUAAACAGGAAAAUAUUGAUAAUCUAGUAUUAAAGGGAACUGUCAAAGAAGAAAUGAUUGAAGAAAUAGACCGUAACAAUGAAAGUGGAUCAUUUCGAAUAGGGUAUCAUGAUAUAAUACAUAGGUCUAGUAUGUCGUCAAUCCCAUUAUUAAGAUGUGAAGAUAUUCCUGUUAUUAAACAGGAAAAUAUUGAUAAUCUAGUAUUUAAGGGAACUGUCAAAGAAGAAAUGAUUGAAGAAAUAGACCGUAACAAUGAAAGUGGAUCAUUUCGAAUAGGGUCUAGUAUGUCGUCAAUCCCAUUAUUAAGAUGUGAAGAUAUUCCUGUUAUUAAACAGGAAAAUAUUGAUAAUCAUGUAUUGAAUGGAACUGUCAAAGAAGAAAUGAUUGAAGAAAUAGACCGUAACAAUGAAAGUCGAUCAUUUCAAAUAGGGUUUAGUAAUCUUCACUGGUCAUGCCAGUUUUGCACACAUUUAUAUUAUGUUGGGUUAAUUCUACCAUUCACAAAAUCUUCAAUUGGUUUGUUUGCCAUUGUUAAAAUACCCUCAUGA